Molecule: messenger RNA, 1307 nt
Organism: Nematostella vectensis (starlet sea anemone)
Lineage: Eukaryota; Metazoa; Cnidaria; Anthozoa; Actiniaria; Edwardsiidae
Product: regulator of microtubule dynamics protein 1
Exons: 8
Coding region: 33-977 (314 amino acids)
Cellular component (GO): cytoplasm; spindle microtubule; mitotic spindle pole
Molecular function (GO): microtubule binding
Source: RefSeq, a predicted model, not a curated record
CGUGUAAUUUAUUUGAACCCUGUGGUUCAAAGAUGGCGGCCUCCUUCCCCUCUUUGCGAACCGGUUUUGUGAGGGUUUUCUACAAGAUCAACGGUCUGCCAAGUUUUUCGCGCUCAAUUUGGGUAAUAUGUAGAAAUCGAAAUUUUAUCAGAAAGAUUGGGUACUUGUCGUGGUCCAGGUCUUAUCGCUUCUGGUACAGUACUCUCACUGUUCCCCCACUCAUAGGCUUUAGUUUGUUUGGAAGCUCUUCAAAUGUACAGCCAGAAGUGCUGCCAACGCCCAAAGCCAGCGAAGAAGACCUUGCCCUUGAGAAAGCUGAUGAACUCUUUGAUAACAAUGCUAUUGAUGAGUUGUAUGAAGUGUUGAUUAAGUUUAAAGAGAGUGACAAGGCAGGAACAAUGUGGCGCCUUGCGCGGGCUGCCAGGAACAAAGCAGAGAGAGCAAAAGAUGGUAAUGAGAAGAAGAAAUUUACCUAUGAGGCUCUAGAGUAUGCUAAAAAGUCUGUUGAACUGGAUGAUAGGGAUUUUGCCUGCCAUAAGUGGUAUGCCAUCACUGUAAGCAAUGUGGGAGACUUUGAAGGCACAAAAACAAAAAUACAGAACGCUUAUACCAUCAGAGAUCAUUUCCAGAAAGCAGUGGAUCUUAAUCCUACAGAUGCAACCUCACGCCAUUUACUUGGUCUCUGGUGUUUCACAUUUGCUGACAUGCCUUGGUACCAGCACAAGCUAGCUGCCGCUAUAUUCUCCACUCCUCCAUCUUCAACGUAUGAUGAGGCACUGAAUCACUUCGAGAUGGCUGAAUCAUUACAGCCUAACUUCUUCAGUAAAAACCAUCUUAUGCUUGGAAAGACUUAUGCUCGGCUGAAGAAGCUAGAGAAAGCCAAGUUCUGGCUGGAGAAGGCCGCAAACUGUGUGUGUAGGACUGUGGACGACGAACAGGCAAAGAAAGAGGCCUCUGAGCUUAUUAAAGGGCUUUGAUCAAGCACAAGAUCUAUGCCUGACAGUCGGAUGAGCAUGUUACGCACAGAACAGGAACCUUAUGCCACACCUCAACAACCACAACCACAUGGCAAAAACCACCUUUGAGAUUUUGUAAAGAGAUUUGCGAGAGUGUAUUUCUAAAGACAUAUCCUUGCAUUUGUGACAAUGAUAUUUAUUAAUCCAAUUUUAGAUCUUCUGUUCCUGUUCAGAACAUACAAGAGAGUGUCUGUUUUAAACAUACUUUUGUGCAUUUCUUCAAAGCCUGUUAAAUUGUCAUUAUUUAAGAUAAAAUAAAACUCAUGCCCACUUUAUGUGGCUUUUGCAGGA